Spodoptera exigua (beet armyworm) is the source of this 3866-nucleotide messenger RNA. Lineage: Eukaryota; Metazoa; Arthropoda; Insecta; Lepidoptera; Noctuidae. The record is from the annotation of a GenBank genome assembly.
UCAAACAACAUUUUGAAGAUGUAGUGUCAGUCUGUCGGUCAGUCCUCUUAGUGAAGCUAUUUCGACGAACAGAUUCAAUCUUCUUUUUCUUUAAAUAAAACGUUGCCUCACACUAACCACUUAUUUUUAAUAAACAACGCAGAUAAAGUACUAUUUCUAAUGUUUACUUUUUAUUCUUCCACAGAUGUGACUACCCUCGUCAUGGCAGCCACCGACGGCCAAGUUGUGGCCGCAGCUUCGCGCUGGUGUGAGGAAGGGAGCUAUCUGCGAGAGUUCGCCGUCAAGAACCGCUUGCCAAGCGUCGCCAAGAUCAUCAAAGGACAGUAUGGAGGCCUUGGCGUACCAACACUUCCAAGCCCUGGACUUCAGAGCACCGCAUUGCUCGUCUCAGCAGGAAAAAGAAAGAAAAUUAUAGCUCAAGCCAUCAAACUUAAAGAAGGAAGACGGAUGGUAAGCGUAGGACCUCGAAUAGCCAUUCCCGAAACGUAUAAAGGCUAUUUUGAAUUACUAAGCGAAGAGGGCCGGGCAGUAAGGUGCAUCGAAUCUGUAUCAGAACUAGCUAGAAGAAAGCUAGACGAUGGAUGUCUUGUUAGAGAACCAGUUAGAGUAAUUUGUGCUAAAACAGACUUAGAUGGCAAUGUGACAGCUGAUGGGGCUAGAAAUCUACCAGCUGGGGAGGUCAUUAUGCCUAGAGGAGAAACGUUCUUAGGUAAAAAUAAGUAUUUGAAAUGUACAGACUCUAAAGGAGACAUGAUUCUUCUGAGUCUAGAUCAAAGAGGGAAGUUCUCCGCAGUUGCUAAGGAAGAAAACAUCAGUGGAGUACACACAGCAAAGACUUUGUUGACUAAACGUUUGCCUAUUACUGUGAGACUGGUGCAUGGAACUCCGCCAAGAGGGCUAAAAAGCGCCAGCCAUUUUGUCCCAGAACUAAGACUGCUGUCAAUGUUUGAGGAAGACCACGUUUUUGCUCUCCCCCUUCCAAAAGAAGGCAAUGCAUUAGUAGCACUUCCCUUAGCGGCUCCACUAAAAAUGCAAAGAUGCAAGAACGAGGAUCAAAUUAAGAACUUCAUGGAAUUUUCUAGACUAGUGGAAAAAAUACAUGUGUUGGAUGGAAAGUUAGGUGAUCCUAAGAGGCUUCUGAAUGGACCUCUACAUGCCCCACCUUUAGUCAAAACUGGAUACUUCCUUAGACGCAGUGCAUCAUCAGACACGGCGAACCAACACAAGCACAUGUCUCGCCACAAUCACAUCUACAGCAGUCAUCGAGACGAGAACAGUAUCCCGGACGAAUAUGACGAAAUAGACCAAAUUUACGACUACGUCAGAGGAUUUGCGCCUCUACCUAAGAAUAUAAAAGCAUCAUACUCUAAUGAACCAUCUCCAAGACACGAAUCCGCACCAUCAUCACCUGCAGCAACUCCUAUUCACAUGCCUUUAAUCACAGAAGUUAAACCAGAACCACCGCCGAUAGAGACAAUACCUACAAAGAAGCCAUUGAACAUUCAGAAGGCAGAGAAGAGAACGAGAAAAGCACCAACUCCUAUCAAAGAAACCCCAGUCACUGUUUAUAAGGAAAAAUGUUCCAUAGCUCCUGCAGCGAAUCUUCCUAAACUGUACAUCAAGAAUAGUGUGAACAAUAGUAAGAAUAGAAUGGUCUUCCGUCAAAAGAGUACUUCGCCUACUAAAGAGGCACCUAGUCCAGUAACUAGUCCGAUACGACCGAUCAAAGGUGACUCCCCAAUCUUCAAUAUAAGAUAUAAAAGUCUAUCAAAUAUCCACCAGGCCAUGGAAUUGGAUGGUACGUUAGAUUCUAGCCAUUCUGGUGGAAGGACGUCUGGGGAUUCUGGCAAUGGUCCCAAAUUGCCCGAAAAACGGUCUAGGAAGUUAAGCAGGCCGAAGUCAUUGACGAAUCUGGUUUGGGAGCUGAAAGGAUGUCCUGAUCCGGAGAAACCUAAGUCUAGAGUAAAGAAUGAAAGCUACAAGAAGAUUGGUAACAAAUUGUCUUUGGGAGCUCAGAAAAGGGUGCCGACGUUGUAUCUUUAGAUUUUGGUCCACGUUGUCUAAAUGACAGACGUGUGUGACCAAAGCAGACAGACACGACAGCGACUACAACGACCGAACAUAACAUAACCGUUACAUUUUGAAUUUACGUCACACUUCGGCUAACUUCGCGAACGUUCAGGAAUGGACGGCGAGCAACGAACAAACUUAAAUACCUAGUAAAAUUCAAGAGACGCUAGUGAGAUAUAAGGUUUAUUGACCAAUAGAAUUCGUGCUUAUGAUAAAUCAUUUGUCAUUAAAGCACAUGAAAGCUAAGCUGCUAAUGAACUUAUUCAACUGUCAAAAUACAAGGCCUAAUGGUCUUAUAUCUCACUAGCGCCAUCUAUUAACAACAAAAUGAAAAUCCAUCAUUGUGAUAACAAAAUAACUUUUCAAUCAAGUUGAUUUUAAAGUCAGCUGUGUAAUAUACCAAUUCGAUUUUUUUUUUUCUUGUAAUAAAUUACUAUCGCUCUUUUGACAUUUGUCGUGAACAAAAAAGAAAAGAUAUUAUUUUUUCACAUCAUUAAAUCUACCAAUAACGAAGUUAGCUACUACAACGAAGUUAUUACGAAUGUUAGAAAAACUUAAAACUAAACAAAUGAAAAUGUCUUACUUGUUUUGUAAAAUUAUUAACGAAGUGCUGGAAUGUGAGUAUAGGCAUUAAAAUUGUACUUUUUGUAGAUGGUAACAUUUCUUUUGAGUUGACAGUUUGAGAUGACAUUAGAAUUCGUUUUGGCGCCAUUAUAAUGAAACCUACCUAUUCGUUAUGGUUACUUUCCUAGGAAUAGAAUUAAUUGUUAAAAUUCGUUAAAAUGUUGUGCAAUUAAUAUAAAUACUAUUUCACGUAAAAAAGAGAAAAAUAUUCCUUAUAAAGAUAUGUUACUAUUAGCAGAAAAUCAUGUAAGAGAAAUUAAUAAUUUUUAAAACGAAAAAAGAACUUAAUUUUGAUCUCUUAAUGGAUAAUUAUUUAUGAAUGUAAUGCCAUAUUAAAGUAUAAUACCUACUUCAUUGGUGUUCGUUAUUAGUUAUAAGUUUGGGUCUUUCAUCGUUCAGUGGCUAAUUAUUUAGUUAUAAAUAUUCACCUAGAAUAAUAUAGUGAUUAUAUUUUAUGAAAACUAUUAUGAAUAUUUUUCGUUUACAAUGUAAGACAGUCAGCGCCAUCUAGUUUCGCAGUGUAGAAGUAAGUGCGAUUAAAAAGAUGGCGGAUAACAUUGUGUGUGUGAUGUUUUUUUGUGGUUUUAAGUCGGAAUUUAUACAAAAUGUUUAGAUGAAAGGCCCUUAAAGCUCAUGAUAAUGAUAACAUAGUAUAUUUUAAUCAAAACAAUGGAGAAACCAGUAGUCGUUUACUUGCUAUGAUUAAAUUAAAUUUACAAUGUAGCGUGCCGGAUGAUUACAAUUAGAAACGCAAUCAUAUUACUAUGGAUCAAAGUCAUGAGCCUCUUACGAUUAACUAGGUAAAGAUUUCUCUACUUAACGAUAACAUUUUGAAAAUUCUUUCUGUUGAUGCAAACCAAAAAUGCGAGGUGCCUUAAAAAUGCUUUUUUCGAAAAAAAUCUUUGUAAUAAUACCUAAUUAUUAAUGUCAUAGUUUUUAAGGGAAAUAGUCACAAAUAUCUUCGAUUUUUUUAGGUUAUGUGUAUUUAGUUUUUAAGACACUACAGGUUAUGCAAUUCUUAAGAUAUGCAUUUAUUCUUUUUUUUGAUAAAUUUAAUGUUACAGUCAUAAUUGUCUUAGUGCACUGGGAAUUUUUGUUUCAAAUAUAGUGCUGGUGUUGUUUUCGUGUUACAAAUCUACCCUUGCGCAGUUAAGAAGGUCAAGAAAAAAAAU